This is a messenger RNA of Eutrema salsugineum, 1686 nucleotides long. Its product is annotated as phosphoglycerate kinase 1, chloroplastic. NCBI's taxonomy places the organism in Eukaryota, Viridiplantae, Streptophyta, Magnoliopsida, Brassicales, Brassicaceae. The transcript is spliced from 6 exons. Gene Ontology annotation, molecular function: ATP binding; ADP binding; phosphoglycerate kinase activity. The record is from RefSeq and is a predicted model, not a curated record. Gene Ontology annotation, cellular component: cytosol. Bases 69 to 1514 code for a protein of 481 amino acids. Gene Ontology annotation, biological process: glycolytic process; gluconeogenesis.
ACAUCGUCACUCUCUCUCUCCCCCUAUUUUUCUCAUCUUCUGAUCCUCUUCUCUUCUUCAACACUCACAUGGCUUCCACCGCCGCAAGUCCCGCCUUUUCACUCCUAAAGUCCACCGGCGUCGUCGCCUCCUCCGCCUCCACUCGCGCACGCGCUUCCCUUUUGCCCACUCCUUUUACCUCUGUCUCCGCACGCCCUCUCGGCUUCUCCGCCGUCCUCGAGUCCCGUCGCUUCUCCCUCCACGUCGCCUCCAAGGUUCAGUCGGUGCGCGGAAAAGGUAGCAGAGGAGUUGUUUCAAUGGCGAAGAAGAGCGUCGGGGAUCUGAGCUCCGCUGAUCUCAAGGGGAAGAAGGUUUUCGUGAGAGCUGAUCUCAAUGUACCUCUCGAUGACAAUCAGACAAUCACUGACGAUACCAGAAUCCGCGCUGCCAUUCCGACAAUCAAGUAUUUGAUCGACAAUGGCGCUAAAGUCAUCCUCUCCACUCAUCUGGGAAGGCCAAAGGGAGUCACACCAAAGUUCAGUUUGGCUCCUCUUGUCCCAAGGCUGUCUGAGCUUCUUGGUAUUGAGGUCAAGAAAGCUGACGAUUGUAUCGGCCCGGAGGUGGAAAGCUUGGUGGCUUCUCUUCCUGAAGGUGGAGUUCUCCUUCUUGAGAACGUCAGGUUUUACAAGGAAGAAGAGAAGAACGAUCCUGAGUUCGCCAAGAAGCUUGCUUCACUAGCUGAUCUCUAUGUCAAUGAUGCUUUCGGAACUGCUCACAGAGCUCAUGCUUCUACCGAGGGAGUCACAAAGUUCUUGAAGCCCUCAGUUGCUGGUUUCCUUCUGCAAAAGGAGCUGGAUUACCUUGUGGGCGCUGUUUCUAACCCAAAGAGACCAUUUGCAGCCAUCGUGGGUGGUUCCAAGGUCUCGUCCAAGAUUGGAGUUAUUGAAUCGCUUCUUGAGAAGUGUGAUAUCCUUCUUCUUGGUGGUGGAAUGAUCUUUACAUUCUACAAGGCACAAGGUCUUUCAGUUGGCUCGUCCCUUGUUGAAGAAGACAAACUUGAGUUGGCUACAUCUCUCCUUGCCAAAGCUAAGGCCAAAGGAGUCUCUCUUUUGUUGCCAACCGAUGUUGUGGUUGCUGACAAGUUCGCUCCUGAUGCCAACAGCAAGGUUGUGCCUGCAUCCGGAAUUGAGGACGGAUGGAUGGGAUUGGAUAUCGGUCCAGAUUCUAUAAAAACUUUCAACGAAGCUCUGGACACAACACAGACAGUGAUUUGGAAUGGACCUAUGGGAGUUUUCGAGAUGGAAAAGUUUGCAGCUGGAACAGAGGCGGUUGCGAAUAAACUAGCAGAGCUAAGUGAAAAGGGAGUGACAACGAUAAUAGGAGGAGGAGACUCAGUGGCUGCAGUGGAGAAGGUAGGAGUUGCAGGAGUGAUGAGUCACAUCUCCACUGGUGGUGGAGCAAGCUUGGAGCUCUUGGAAGGCAAAGUACUUCCCGGUGUGAUCGCCCUUGAUGAAGCGAUCACAGUCACCGUUUAAAACUCACCAUUUUCAUGAGGCAAAUGCUGUAUACUUGUGAGUUUCUUUUGCUGUAAAUCUACCUAUCCAGAACUUGACUUUUUAUUCACUACUUUUGGGCCAAAGAUUCAUUCCCCGGAAGAGAAACUCAUAUAUUAAAAUUCUGAAUAAAAUAACAAAAGGUAAGAAAAAA